Messenger RNA from Arvicanthis niloticus (Nile rat), 2150 nucleotides. The record is from RefSeq and is a predicted model, not a curated record. NCBI's taxonomy places the organism in Eukaryota, Metazoa, Chordata, Mammalia, Rodentia, Muridae.
GCCCUCAACAUGGGGGCGGUCCUCGGAGCCUUCAAUGCAGGGUAGGGGCGAGGCCUCGGAGACUGAAUGGGGCGGGGCUACAAGCUUAGUCUAGGAAAUGGGGGCGGAACCUCAGGGUCCAGUCAAAAAAAAAAAAAAAACAAAACAAAAAAACAAAAAACAAAAAAAAAACCCCAAAACACUCGAGGCAGUGGAGACCAGAUAGAGUUGGAGGCUGGGCCCGGAGGAGAGCUGGGUCUGGACCCGGAAAAGGUGGAGCCUCUGAGCUCAAACCCGGAAGCGAGAGAGAGGCUUCCAAACGUAGAUUAGGAAGCUAGGUUUCCGGGAAUUCUAGGUCUGGAAGUCAGCCGCGUGCAUCCCCCACACCCCUGGUCGGGGAAGCGGUGGUGGAGCGGGACUCGGAGCCUAAUGUAGCAGGGCGGUGUUCCAGCGCGAUUGCCAGGCUAGCAGGAGGCGGAGCGCCUGGGAGCGCUGUGGCCCGGAUGUUCGGGCGCUGCGUUCGGACCCGCUGAUCCCUAGCUUCUCUGGGGAACCUAGAGUGGCCAAUGGCUGUCGAUAUUCAACCAGCAUGCCUUGGCCUCUACUGUGGGAAGACUCUAUUAUUUAAAAAUGGCUCAAGUGAAGUCUAUGGAGAAUGUGGGGUAUGCCCAAGAGGACAGAGGACAAAUGCACAGAAAUACUGUCAGCCGUGCACAGAGUCCCCAGAACUUUAUGACUGGCUCUAUCUUGGCUUUAUGGCUAUGCUUCCUCUUGUUCUGCAUUGGUUCUUCAUUGAGUGGUACUCAGGGAAGAAGAGCUCCAGUGCUCUGUUCCAGCACAUCACCGCGCUGUUUGAGUGCACUAUGGCAGCUAUCGUCACCUUACUUGUGAGCGAUCCUGUGGGCGUCCUUCACAUCCGAUCAUGCCGCGUACUCAUGCUUUCUGAUUGGUACACGAUGCUUUACAACCCGAGUCCAGAUUACGUUACCACGGUGCACUGCACUCACGAAGCAGUCUACCCACUAUACACCAUUGUGUUCGUUUAUUACGCAUUCUGCUUGGUGUUGAUGAUGCUUCUCCGACCUCUCCUGGUGAAGAAGAUUGCAUGUGGACUCGGGAAGUCGGACCGCUUCAAAAGUAUUUAUGCUGCUCUGUACUUCUUCCCCAUUCUAACCGUGCUGCAGGCGGUCGGUGGGGGCCUCCUGUAUUACGCCUUCCCGUACAUUAUAUUAGUGUUAUCUCUGGUUACCCUGGCUGUGUACAUGUCUGCUUCUGAAAUAGAGAACUGCUAUGAUCUUCUGGUCAGGAAGAAAAGACUUAUUGUCCUCUUCAGCCACUGGCUACUGCACGCCUAUGGAAUAGUCUCCAUCUCCAGAGUGGACCGGCUUGAACACGACCUACCGCUUUUGGCUUUGGUACCCACACCAGCUCUGUUUUACUUGUUCACUGCAAAAUUUACUGAACCAUCACGGAUACUCUCAGAAGGGGCCAAUGGACACUGAAUAUAAAAUGCCAAAAGGAAAAAAAAAAUCCCCAAAAGUAUUCUUAAUUAAAAAAAGUAUAGAAGAAUUUAAAAUGUAUUAAUAGCAUUCUUUCAUAUAUGGGAAGAAGAUUCUCCAGAUAUUUUAAUGCUUGUGUUUUAUCUUUUGAUUUAUCGGACUUUGUGGUUACUUGGAAAUUACAUGGCCUCAUGUUACCGUGCUACACAUAUCUCAACUAUCACACCGGAAGCUGAACAGGCAGUUGUAAUUGCUCUUUGGAGCACGGCCAUGUUUCUGUCUGUACGCCAUCUAUUCUGAAUUCCUUUACUGUGGCAUCGUUAUACCUUCUGUUGUCUGUACACUUGGCGUUUUACCUAUAAGGAAUUACAUAGGCAAACGUGCUUAUGGAGUGACAGCAAAAACAGAAACAAAGGAUGUCUUUGUGAAUGGCUAUUUAUUUUCACCAAUACAGUGUUUACUAAUAUUACAAAAAUAAAGCAUAAUUUACAUAACGCACUCUCUGUGUAGAGACAGUUUGGUUGGAGACAUGUUCAGCUUCAGCUUGUUGUUCCUGUAAAGAAGAAAACAAUACAUAGUUUAACUGUAAAAUAACUCAAUGUUCUGAUAAUUAAUUAUCAAUGUUAAGUCAUAUUUCUUUGGUCUACUGAAUAAAUACAUUCACUCUCGUUC